Vigna angularis (adzuki bean) is the source of this 1075-nucleotide messenger RNA. RefSeq names its product protein PELPK1. Bases 65 to 802 code for a protein of 245 amino acids. The record is from RefSeq and is a predicted model, not a curated record. The transcript has 2 exons. NCBI's taxonomy places the organism in Eukaryota, Viridiplantae, Streptophyta, Magnoliopsida, Fabales, Fabaceae.
GCUCAAAGCAAAAGUUCCCUCAAGAGUAAUCAAGAAAGCAAGAUCAUUAUAUAAGUGUUCCGCCAUGGCCUCCUAUUCCAGUUGCUUCAUCUUUGCGUUUUUCAUUGCUAUGUCCUUCUCAAGCAUGGAUAUUGGGCUAGCAGCUCGUCAUCUCCUGCAAACAACAACGCCAAAUUUACCAGGCAUUCCCUCUUUGACUAACCCAACAUUGCCACCUUUGCCUUCAUUUCCAACAUUGCCUCAGCCUCAGGCCACUGUUCCACCUCUGCCUACAAUCCCAUCUCUGCCACAACCAUCUCUUCCUACCGUUCCAAAAAUCCCACAGCUCACUCUUCCGCCACUUCCUGCCACUUCGCUUCCGAACAUCCCUUCCUCAUUCCCUUCUCUCUCUCCACCACCUUCACCUUCCACUCCUCAAUAUCUCUUCUUCAUUAUUGCACUCCAGACAACUAUGGCCUCCACCAAAUCAUUCAUCUCAGUUUUUCUUCUUGCUCUGACCUUCUCAGGCAUGAUGAGCAUGAGCCUAGCAGCUCGCCAUCUUAUGCAGACAAGUGCACCAACAUUGCCAACAUUGCCAACUAUGCCUUCAAUUCCAGCCCUUCCUCAGGGUAAUGUUCCACCACUGCCCACUAUCCCAUCUUUGCCUACCACUUUGCCUCCACUUCCUACCAGCAUCCCUAACAUUCCAACAAUUCCACAGCUCAACGUUCCUCCAUUGCCCUCAAUCCCAGCAUUCACAAUUCCAACUACUAUGCCCUCCAUCCCAUUCCUCUCCCCACCACCUUCCACCUCCACCCCUUAAACUACCUUUCUUUUCUUCAUCCUGGGCAAGCUACCGUCUCAGUCUGAUUCGUAGCAGUGCCAAGUUGCAUGCUUCCUAUAGAUAUGGCCUGAUUCCUUUUGUGUGAGAGCCUUGUGUGGUGUUUUCCUUUUACUUUUGUCGUAUGGUGUGAAAAACUGUAUUUCUUUUCAGUUUAUGUGUGAGUUAUCGCUAUUGUUUCUACUUUUUCUUGUAUUAUUGAUUACAGAUUGCGAAUGAUUACAGCUAUACAAAUUAUAAUGUCUUAUCCUUUAA